Racocetra persica is the source of this 573-nucleotide messenger RNA. Lineage: Eukaryota; Fungi; Glomeromycota; Glomeromycetes; Diversisporales; Gigasporaceae. The record is from the annotation of a GenBank genome assembly.
CAUGAUGCUGCAGAACUAGAUAAUAGAGAAAGCUUAAUUGACAAGUGUGACAUCAAGCAAACCAAAACAUUAUAUGUUAUAUAUAAAAGUGGAAAAUUUGCUUGCCUAUGUGGUUUUUAUGUAAUCCGCGGUCACGACUGUCAGGAUAUUGUAGCUGUUCGGCUAUUUAUUGAUAAGGUUAAAUUACAAAAUCAACUCCCUCUAAGUGCACAUGCUAAUGGUCACAAGAAGGAUGAGCUCAAACUACCUAAAAAAAGGGGCCCUAAAAAUAAAAGAAAAAAUCGAUUGGUGCCGGGUGAAUCUAUUUACCUUCAAGGUACAAUUUUAAAUAUACCUUACAAAAAUGUAAAAAUUGUUGAAAUUAUUGGUGAGAGCAGAGUUAUUGUGGAUAUUAUCUUUGAAGAUGACUGCAGCAAAGCGCUGACCCAAGUUUUUGGUAGUUGUCUUAGAUGCCACGUCAGAGGUCAAGUGAAGCCCAUAUCGUCAUCUAAGGACUCUUAUGGUAAUGUUGUCAUCUUUACAAUACCAUAUGGAGAAAAGAAAGACACAUUAUAUUUAACCUCUACAUGUCCA